Messenger RNA from Juglans regia (Persian walnut), 2323 nucleotides. Its product is annotated as trihelix transcription factor GT-2-like. Lineage: Eukaryota; Viridiplantae; Streptophyta; Magnoliopsida; Fagales; Juglandaceae. The coding region runs from base 218 to 2032 and encodes 604 amino acids. The record is from RefSeq and is a predicted model, not a curated record. The transcript is spliced from 2 exons.
ACUUUGGGGUCUUUCUCCUCACUGUCAUUCUUUUCUUUAUUCUUAUUUUUUUUUUCGAAAGUUCAUCUUCCUUGCUGAGAUUGAUGGGCACAUCCCACCGAAAUAAACAAAGAAAAUCACCCCCCAUAUGUACCUAGCUAGCUAUUAUCUUCAUUAAACCCUUGAGAAUUCAGUACUUGCUAUAUAGAUCUUUUGAUAUAAUUUCUAGGAGAGCUCCAUGAUGGGGGGUUCAGAUGUUUUAGGAAGCUCUGGCGGCGAGAUCAGGGAAGUGGUUGCCGGAGCUCAUGAUGAUGAUGACGGCGAUGAGGGGGUUGUUGUUGGGUCUAAUUCCGGCGAAGAAGAUCAUAAUAAGGUUAACGGAGGAAAUCAUGAGGGUGGUGAGAGCAUGAGUAACUGCGGUGGAAACCGAUGGCCUCGACAGGAAACGUUGGCACUCUUGAAGAUACGGUCUGAUAUUGAUGUGGUGUUUCGAGACUCAAAUCUUAAAGGUCCAUUAUGGGAAGAGAUUGCAAGGGACAUGAGAAACAUAUAUAGAUCGAUGGUGUUUUUCUUUGCAAAUGUUGUUAUCAUCAGGAAACUAGCAGAUCUUGGUUAUAAUCGAAGCGCCAAGAAAUGCAAGGAGAAAUUCGAGAAUGUCUGCAAAUACCACAAAAGAACAAAAGAAGGUCGAACUGGGAAGCCAGAGGGAAAGGCCUAUCGGUUUUUUGAUCAAUUACAAGCAUUCGAGAGACAACCUAGUAGUAGUAGUACUGUCGGACACCCUAAACCUAAAGCAGCUUCUUCCACCAGUACUACUGUUUCUCAGAUAACUGUUCCAUUGAAAACAAACCCUACAUUCAUUUCUCAGAGUCUGAAUAUUGCUGUGUUUCCAACAAUAUCAAACUCAACAGUUUCUCCAGCACCAGUAAUAGAACCUGCAAAAUUUUCAGCACAAACAAACAACCCACGACGACGUGAUCCUUUCCAAAGCACAAUAUCUGCAAAUCUUUUUUCUCGUACAUCUACCUCCUCUUCAACCGAGUCUGAUCAAGAACUCAAAGCAAGCUAUAUGAGAAAGAGGAAAUGGAAGGGCUUUUUCCGGAGGAUAGCCAAGGAGGUGAUCGAGAAGCAAGAGAAGCUGCAGCAGAAAUUCUUGGAAGCCAUAGAUAAACAGGAAAACGAAAGAACGGUUAGAGAAGAAGCAUGGAGGAUGCAAGAGAUGGAAAGAAUCAAUCAAGAACAUGAAGUGUUAGUCCGAGAAUGUUCCACGGCAGCAGCAAAUGACGCAGCAAUAAUUGCAUUCUUGCAAAAGAUAUCCGGACAAAGCCACCCAACACAAGCACAUGAUGACAACAACACCGUGCUGUCACUGACAUUAUUGCCUCGGCCACUGCCGCCACAAUUGUCGAACAGCUCCGAUCUUCAGAAAAUGGGUAGCUUUGAGAAUAUUUCUACACCAACGAGCUCAUCUAGAUGGCCGAAGGCUGAAGUUCAGGCUCUGAUAAGGAUUCGGAAAAGCCUUGAACUGAAGUAUCAGGAAAGUGGAACAAAAGGGCAAAUGUGGGAGGACAUCUCAGCAGGCAUGCGCAGGCUUGGAUACAUCCGGAGUGCGAAGAGAUGCAAGGAGAAAUGGGAAAACAUUAACAAGUACUUCAAGAAGGUGAAGGAUAGAAACUUGAAACGGCGAGAGGAUUCGAAUACAUGUCCGUACUUCCAACAGUUGGAUGCACUAUACAAAGACAAGAACAAGAUCAAUAGCUCAGUCGUCAGUACUCCUCCUGGACGUAGUGUGAAGCCGGCCAGUAGCGGCCUGAUGGAGCCAUUGAUGGUGCAGCCAGAGCGACAGUGGCGUCCUAUACAAGAAGAUAUAUUUAACCUACCGCAGUCGACGGCGCCAGAUAUUUAUCAUGAUGAUCAUAGGGAAAAUGUGGAACAAAAUCAAGAAGAAGAUAGAGAUGCAGAUGAUGAUAGUGAUGAGGAAGAAGAUCAAGAUGGUGGCGGCGGUUAUGAGAUGGUAAUAAACAAACCUUCUUUAAUGGAAAAUACUGAAUGACACAACUCACAAGAUAGGGAAGAUUCUUAUAAGUUAAUUAAUAUUGUUAUUGGUGUUAUUUAUUCACAAUAAUAUAUAUAUAUAUAUAUAAUAUAAUUCCCUCCAAAAAAAUGAAGGGAGCUGGUGUCCGGCCAUGAUCUAGAUCUCCAUUUUCAGAUUUCGGUCUGCAGAUUGGGUGGAGGAACACGAGUUUAUUCUGAUCGCAUUUGUACCAGUACAUGACCUGAAUGGUGUGUAGUAUAGAUCAGUAGUUUGGAUUAUUGCUUAAUAUUAAAUAUUCAUAUUAUUGUU